Molecule: messenger RNA, 846 nt
Organism: Fonsecaea pedrosoi CBS 271.37
Lineage: Eukaryota; Fungi; Ascomycota; Eurotiomycetes; Chaetothyriales; Herpotrichiellaceae
Exons: 1
Coding region: 1-846 (281 amino acids)
Cellular component (GO): cytoplasm; nucleus
Molecular function (GO): protein binding
Source: RefSeq, a predicted model, not a curated record
AUGCUUCUAGAGGCUGGGGCAGAUCCGAAUGGCAGUGUGUAUGGGUAUAUGACUCUGCUAGUGCGGGCGUCAUUACUAGGCGACAACGAGGCGGUUCAAAUACUGCUCAACGCUGGGGCAGAUGCCAAUGCCGUGGGAAGCAGUGAUGAGUCUGCGCUAUUGCAUGCGGCGCGAAACGGCCAUGAGGAUGUGGUCAAGUCGCUCUUGAGUGCUGGCGCAGAUGUCAACGCUGUAUCUAGUCGCUGUACUCCAUUACAAGAAGCAGUGGAGUGUUAUUGUUCUACGGAAAUGUUACAGGUACUGUUAAGCGCUGGAGCAGAUGUCAAUGCCGUGAGCCUCAGCCGUCGUACCCCUCUACAGGUGGCAUCAAGACACGCUUGGCCGGAGGGGGUAGAAAUCCUAUUGAAUGCUGGCGCAGAUGUUGACCCCAAGGAGAGUGACAGAACUACUGUGUUACACGAAGCAGUGGACAGUGGCUCUGUGGAAGUGGUGAAGAUGCUGUUAAGCGCUGGAGCAGAUAUUCUGGACUUCAGACAUUGGAAUCUUCUACACUUGGCAUCAAGAGCCGGCCAAGGGGAGAUGGUGGAGGUCCUGUUGGAUGCUGGUGCAGACAUCAACGCCAUGGAGAGUUCCCGUACUGCAUUACACGAAGCAGCAAUGGUUGGCUCUACCGAAGUGGUAGAGAUACUGUUGAACACUGGUGCAGACAUCAAUGCCGUGAGCGGCGUAUUUGGUACUCCUCUCGAGAGGGCAUCGAGAUUCGGCAAUUGGGAGGUGGUGGAGGUCCUGCUGAAUGCUGGCGCCAUCGAUGAAGGGGGGAAAGCUCGACAAGCCCUCGAAACGUGA